Molecule: messenger RNA, 624 nt
Organism: Penaeus indicus
Lineage: Eukaryota; Metazoa; Arthropoda; Malacostraca; Decapoda; Penaeidae
Product: histidine-rich glycoprotein-like
Exons: 2
Coding region: 1-624 (207 amino acids)
Source: RefSeq, a predicted model, not a curated record
AUGAAGUACUUGGUGUUUGUGCUCCUGGUGGCUGCCGCUUGCGCUUCUGAGAUCGAGAAGCGAGAGGCGGAGCCAAGUCGUGCCUACAGCUAUGGCCACGGUGUCCAGCAGCACGCCUACUACCCACGCACCUACUACCACACCUACCACAAGAGGUCCGCCGUGCCAGAAGCCGAAGCCGAGCCUUCGUACAGUUCCUACCACUACCCAGGUUACUACCGCCCCUAUUCCUACGGCUACCACAACACUCCCUACGUCCACCACCACCACAAGAGGUCCGCCGAGCCCGAGGCUGAAGCAGAGCCCUCUUAUGUACUCGUCCACUACUACCGCCCCUAUUCCGACGGCUACCAACCACAUCAUUACACUCCCUCCGUCCACCACCACCACAAGAGGUCUGCUGACCCCGUUGCUGAUGCUGAAGCUAGUUAUGGCUACAGGUCAUACCAGCCCGUGUAUUACCACUCCUACCAAUACACACCAUACACUCACAGCCACUACAAGAGAUCUGCCGAGCCAGAAGCUGAUCCUAGUUUCAGCUAUGGUCACCACCACCAGACCGUGUACCGUCCCUACCAUAGCGGAGCUCACUAUGGCUACGGCUACCACACUCACCACUACUAA